CGCCUAUUCUACGAAAUUCAAGUUCAUAUGAGGGUUUGCUCGCGUGAAUAAGGCAGAAUAACGAGUUAAAGGGGGUGCGUUGUUGGCAUUUUUAUUUUAUUUUUUUGGUUUUGUAUUUUGAUGUGUUACGGAAUUAUAAAUUAUAACUAUUUAUGGGUGGAUAACUUCAGUUAAAACAAAAAAAGGGGAUCACGCAAUUAAAACACGUCUCUAUUCCAGAGUUACUGUCUUAUUUACGCACAGUUUUAAUUUAAUUUAUAAUUUAUAAGCACUUAAAGAGGAAUUGCGGGGUCCCACAUCCUAAAAAGAAGUUGAUGCACAUGAAUUCCAAGUCGACAGAGAUGGACGUCGCUGCUCUCCAAAGGCUCUUUUCGACCUGCGACAUUAAUAAAUCGGGCAGGAUCGAGUACGAAGACUUCACAGUCGUUUGCAAGGAGCUCAGUGUUCCCAACGCAGAGAUCAGCGCUUUGUUUAAGAAGUUUGAUGUGGACGGAGACGGAUACAUUAACUUUGGCGACUUUUCGUCCAGAUACAAUGAGGUUUCCGAAACUCUGGAUAUCGCCUCACUGGGGCAGCCCACGAGAAGCGCUUGGGAGGAAUUUGAGGAAAAGCUGGAUGGUGGGAUAGUCUAUUUGGGAAGGACCCGGGACCCUGUAGUGGAACUGUAUCAGCAGAUCUGCAGCUUGGAUCCCUCCCUGCUCCAGCAGUAUGAGGAGCUGGUCAGGGUGCUUGUGGGUGAGAACAGGGAGCACCAGCUGGAGAACCAGCAACUGGAGAGCAGCCUGAGACGGACGGAGGAGGCGACGGCGCGCCAGCUGGCUGAGCUAGAAGAAGACCUGCAGCAGCAGCUUGUCCUGCUCGAGCAGAGGGUGCGUGAGGAGGAGCACCUGAAACUGGAGACGGCUGUCGAGGCGAUGCAGAAGAAACACGAGAGCGAAGUGGCAGACGUGCAGGCUGCUGUCGACAAGCUGAGAAAGCUCCAGGACGACUCCCAGCAGCUCAGUCCCAGCGUGGAGGUCCAGCGCCUGAGGGGCCAGAUCCGGGAGAUGACAGCGGAAAAUGAGUGUCUGCGGAGCUCACUCAACCAAACCCAGACUACAGUUUCCGUCCUGCAAGCCGAGCUGGACAGACUGAAGAAUGAGAGUUCGGACGAAAGGUUGCAGCACGAGCGGGAGACGGAGCACUUGAAAGCCAUGUUGAUGGAGUGUCAGUCCUAUUCCAGUCACAUAGCUGUUCUCCAGGAAAUGAAUAAGAAGUUGUACGACAGCAAUGAUGGCUUGCGCUCUGCCUUGGCCCAGAACAUACUUGUAAAUAAUAGGAAGCCUUCCAGGAAAGAGAGCUCAACCAGAAGGCUGAAGCCUAUUCGACAGAGUACGCUGAAACGCAUCAGGUGGCGAUUUUCACUUUCUGCUUUCCUGUUCCUUUCCUGUUGUGAUGUGGUUCUCCGGUCAGUCAUGCGCACUUGCUUCCCAAGUUCUGUAGAUGAGAGCAUGGAUAGUGACCCCAGCAAGGGCAGGUACUCCCAUGUGGCCUCCUGGGCGGAUAAAUACCUGGACAGUGGCGUGUCCAUCACCACGGAGACGGCAGCCAGCUCGUACGACAGUGACGACAGCCGGCAGUCCGUGGAGACGGUGCACCACAGCUAUUCCUGCGCGUUCUCAGAUGCUGAGGUGUCUGAAUUGAAGUCAGAGAUGGGGAUUUCGGCAGCAGUCAGCCGUUGUGGCUCCAUCGCCUCAUCCAUUCGUAGGCGCCUUUCUGCCUUCCCCGCACGGCACGCAGAGAAAGACAUCCCCGAUGGUGAGGUGACAGGCCCUAUGUACAGAGUGGUCCUGGCUGGGGAUGCCGGGUCUGGGAAGUCCAGCUUCUUACUGAGGCUGUGCAAGAAUGAAUUCAGAGGAGACAUUCAAACCACACUAGGAGUAGAUUUCCAAAUGAAGAGGAUGCUGGUUGAUGGGGAGAAGACUACUCUGCAGAUCUGGGACACUGCUGGACAAGAGAGGUUUCGCAGUAUUGCACGGUCGUACUUCCGCAAAGCUCAUGGAGUUCUCCUGCUGUAUGACGUUACAUCAGAGUCCAGCUUCCUCCACAUCCGGGAGUGGGUGGAUCAAAUUCGCGAUGCCACAGGUGAGCUGCUGCCCUUGUGUAUAGUUGGAAACAAGGUGGACCUCAGGGUUGAGCAACCAGCCGGUGCCAGUGUUAGCAGAGUGAAUGGAGAGAAGCUAGCUAUGGCGUACAGUGCCCUCUUCUGUGAGACGAGUGCCAAGGAGGGCACCAACGUGGUCGAGGCCGUCCUUCAUCUCGCCAGGGAAGUGAAAAAGAAUGAGAGGAUGAGGCGGAAGUCUGAGCCCAAGGUGAAGCUUAGCAUAGCAGAUGGGAAGAGGGCAGUCGGCAAUUGCUGCAGUGUGUAGAUGGACGCUGACGCCAUCUAGUGAUGGCCAGGUGAAGCUGAAUGAACCCCUUGCUGUAUUUUCUGACCCCACUAGAUGGUGCUUUGUCCAAAAAAGGGUUCAAAGCAUGUCCCAAAUCAACCCAAGAGCACCAUCUAGUGGGGUUAAAAGAAUACAGCAAAUGGUUCAGGAAGCUUCAUUUGGCCAUCACUGCCAUUCCUCCAGUUGAAGAAUUACAGCAUUGUUGUUUCUGUGUAAGGAAGUUUUCAAUUCAAUUGCUAUACUUUUUAAUCCCCAAGUAAUUUUAUUAUUAUUAUUAUAAUUAUUAUUAUUAUUAUUAUUAUUAUUUUACCAUUUUAAACUCUAAACUGCUGUUAAAAAAUGUUUCUGGAGGAUUGUUCCAAGAAUGUCACAAGUGUUGCAAGGAGAUUUGAAACCAAUUGUAAAAACAGAACUGCAUGAAGAAUGUUUAAGUAACUUUUUAGAAUCGAUUUUCAGUAUAUUGUAUGUAAAUUCUGUGUAUGUUGUGCAGAUUUUCCGUUGUCCUGCAGAGAAAGUUAUUUUAAUUUUAUAAAUAAAAAUGUGUCUCUGUCCUUUAAA
Paramormyrops kingsleyae is the source of this 2987-nucleotide messenger RNA. RefSeq names its product RAS and EF-hand domain containing 2 (gene rasef2). Lineage: Eukaryota; Metazoa; Chordata; Actinopteri; Osteoglossiformes; Mormyridae. The record is from RefSeq and is a predicted model, not a curated record. Gene Ontology annotation, molecular function: calcium ion binding; GTP binding; GTPase activity.